AGUGGCAACCGAAUACUGUCAUUCUCUGUGAUCGGCUAAUCGCUAUGGUUGAUUGCUACAUCUUUCUCAGAAACUAAGCCAAUCUCAUAAUUCACUUCGAUCAAUUCGAUUUGAUUCGUUGAAACUAUGGAUUUCUUCAAAUCGAUUCUAGCCGAUGAUCCGGAACCCGAAAAUGUGCAAGAUUCCAAACAGCAUUCCCCUUCCCCUUCCUCAUCUAGCCAAAAAGAGGAAAAUCGCGAAGAAACUGAGCAUGUGGAUGCCCCAGAUCCGUCAACUACUGCUAGCGGUGCGAGUAGAUGGAGUUUCGGAGGUCUCAUCCAGACUUUAGCUUCCCGCUCCGAGUCAGUCCUCGAGACUUACCGCCGGGAUCUGGAAGAAUUCGGGACGGGACUUAAGAAAGAGACGGUGCUUUUCCGGGAAGUCGCCAGCCGUGCGGUGAAGGAGCUCCCGGCUUCGAUCGAGGUAGGCGCCUCGGUGGCUCAAGGCUCCCUGGGAUCAGUCGGCAAGACUAUCGACGGAGUGUUCAAAUCCACCGCCGAUAUCAUUUCUCAAGGUAAAGAUACUCUCCUAGCAUCCUCCGAUGCUGAAUCCGAAACCCCCGACACAAAUCGGAGCUUGGAUUCGCGUCGUUACAGUAGGUUUGAUGCGCAACUAACCGCAAUCCAAAAUGAUCCCGCUAGUUUCACCGAAGAGCCUGAGGAUUUGGAGGAUUAUAGGAAGUGGAAAUCGGAGUUCAACUUGAACGAUCAGAGGACGGAAUUUGAGGACUUGAUUGGAGAAAACGGUGGUCUAGAGGGUGUUUACAAACGCCUUGUACCCAGCGUAGUUGAUGAAGAUACCUUCUGGUGUCGGUACUUUUACAGGGUGCAUAAGCUUAAGCAGCAAGAGAGUGUUAGGGCUAGCCUUGUGAUGAGAGCAAUAUCUGUAGAUGAUGAAGAAGAAUUAACCUGGGAUGUUGAUGACGAGGAUGACACUGAUGAUGAUGAUGAGCCAAAUAGUUCUGCAAAAUCGAAAGGCCAAGAACAGGGAAAUAACCAAGCUGGUAAUCAAGAUUCAGGGAAAAUCACAGAACCAGUAAUUGCAAAAAAAGAUGAAUUGCAAAAUGUGAGUUCUGAUAUCAGUGAUGAGAAAGGCAUAAGUGAGGCCAAUGCUGAUAAGAGCUCUGUUACUGGAUCAAGUGAGAAUAAAGAUAAAGAGGUCGAGGGUGCGACAUUAGUGAAGUCAAUUGAGAAGGGAGUUCCGAGUGGUAAACAGAAUGAUGUUUGUGAGCAGCAAACCGAGCAGGAAGAGGAAGACUUUGGGUGGGACGAGAUUGGGGAUAUCGAUAGCGGUGAUGAGAAAAAGGCGGCUCCUCGUGGUGAGAGUGCAAAUAUAGCUGAUGUGAGAAAGAGGCUUGCUGAAGAUGAUGAUGAUGAGAAUUUGAGUUGGGAUAUCGAAGAUGAUGAUGAGCCUAUCAAAGCUUGAUCCUGAAAUGGGGCAGAGUUUGGACAUUGGAAAUUCCCAUUAGCCUUUGAGAGCAGAAUAUGAGAAUUGCAUCUAAAGAAGUGAGAGAAUACGAGGUAAACCAGACCAAACAGACAUCUGCAGUUGGUUUAAUUCAUUUGUUUCUUGAAUGCCUUGUUCAAAACUGUCUAUCAUUUACUCACAAAAGUGAAUACAUUCAUCUAUGCAUAAAUGGUUUUAGUUUUAUAUAGCAAACUAUGUUACUACUACUUGUCAUUUAUUUGUGAAGUGAAUGUCUAAACGGCUAUGCAAUUUGCAAAUUUGAACAAUUAGCCAGUUUGGGGCUUCUGAUUUAUGGUUGCUACAUCUACUACUUGUAGUAUAUCUUACAUUCAGAAAUGAGAAUUGCCUUGAUUUCUUGUUA
This is a messenger RNA of Ipomoea triloba (trilobed morning glory), 1867 nucleotides long. RefSeq names its product BSD domain-containing protein 1. Gene Ontology annotation, cellular component: cytoplasm. Bases 127 to 1464 code for a protein of 445 amino acids. The record is from RefSeq and is a predicted model, not a curated record. The transcript has a single exon. NCBI's taxonomy places the organism in Eukaryota, Viridiplantae, Streptophyta, Magnoliopsida, Solanales, Convolvulaceae.